AUGUCGUCUGGUACCAACGUUUUUUCAAAACCUUGGGUGCGAGUUGUGGCUUUGUCUAUUGUUGUAUCAAUUUGUAUACAGACAUUACCGAUUCUGGUGCAACGAAUUGUGAUUUCGCAGUAUUUAAUUUGUAAUUUGCAAUUUUCACCCGAGUUUAUCAAACAAGCUGAUUAUUGUUCAGCUCAUUUUUCCCGUAAACGUUAUGUCGGCACAACCGAAUUAGGUUAUUUUGUUGACCCUUUAUCUGUGGAGCCGCGGUAUUUUGAAGAGGUUGAAAGAGCGGUUGCUGGUACAAUCCAAGCAAAUGUUAUUCAAUGGGGUUGGGAAACUGAGAAGGAAGCAUUUGCAGCUUUAAAAGCUGCGAUUCAAUCGAGAACACAAGGAAAUAUGGAAAAGGCAGAACUCAUUAUUCAGCAUGCGCUUGCGCUGGCUCCUCAUCAUCCAGAUAUCCUAACCGAAUAUGGUUUAGUGGUUGAAAUGGGACGGAAAAAUGUGGUCGAAGCGGAAGAGUUAUAUUCACGGGCAUUGAGCUACAAUCCUCAUCAUCCUGAAGCGUUAAUAAGACGAGCAAGGACUUUACCCAUAGUGGAAGAAAUUGAUAGAGAAAUGUUGAAGAAACUUCACGAGAAGCCAAUCGAAGGCAAUACUAUGUCGCUUGGUCAGACAAGGUCCAUAUUAGAAACAAGGAUGGCAGUGGCUGGUAAAAGUAUUAUGGAGCAUAACGAGAUUUUGGGGAUGGACGCUGCGUUGAAAUUCAUCAACCAAAGCGUUGCAUACGUCUCGUAUUUUACUCUUCAGGAUAUCUUGGACAUUCAUAGUCAUGUUCUUGGUUUUGUCGAUCCGGAAGUAGCAGGUGUAUUUCGCAAAAGUCAAGUGUUUGUGAGCAGUUUCACACCCGUUCCGGCAAACAUGGUACCAGGAGAAAUGGAGGAAAUGGUGAAAUGGUUGAAUGAGGAUGACAGUUUAUUGCUGGAUCCAAUAGAACGUGCCGCUAUUGCUCAUUAUAAGCUGGUUUCGAUACAUCCAUUCAUUGAUGGUAACGGUCGUACUGCACGAUUGUUAAUGAAUCUGAUUUUGAUGCAGAGCGGUUUUCCGCCAGUUAUAAUACCAGUUGAGGCCCGUUCUGAUUAUUAUGAUACUCUCAAUGCCGCGAACCGUGGAAAUCUUCGUCCGUUUAUUCGCUUUAUUGCACGUCAAACAGAUGCCACCUUGCAAUUAUAUAUUAAUUCUGCAACUACAUGUGAUUAUCGAGAAGAAUCUGGUGAGUGUAGUAUAUCAACAGCUCCUAAAAUCUCUGCACAACAGGAAGAAACAUGGUGA
This is a messenger RNA of Brugia pahangi, 1320 nucleotides long. Lineage: Eukaryota; Metazoa; Nematoda; Chromadorea; Rhabditida; Onchocercidae. The record is from the annotation of a GenBank genome assembly.